ACUGAAGGAGAAAAAGGAAGUUACUACGGCUCCUAGGAGAGACUUACCCAAUACUGCAGACAACCUUCCGCGCUUCAGCGUCUGUUGAGAGAGGAUGGGUUCUACAACAACGCUACGACAUACAUGGGCGUGUGGUGGAGUGUUGAUCAGGAAGCUGCAUACCCUCAACCUGGAUUCAGCCCUCUACGGCCGAUUGUAUCCGGGCCACAUUCAGACGAAUGCUGUUCAAAAAGCCCUGCUGGCUGUGGGGUCAGGAGUUGCUGCUCUACAAAAUCCCUAUAGGCAUGACAUGGUGGCAGUACUCGGAGAAACAACAGGGCAUCUUGCAUUGUUAAAACUAAAGCACAGGAUGAGUAAGGACCCUGAAGGUCACACCGUUCUCACAGAGCGACCGAGGAUACGCCUGUCCACUCUGGACCUUUCCCGGAUGUCAACACUUCCAGACGGCUCAUUAGGGAGGGAAUAUCUACGUUUUCUGGAAGUCAAUAACGUCACCCCGGACACACGUGCAGAUGUUAAAUUUGUCGAUGACGAAGAGCUAGCAUAUGUCAUGCAGCGCUACAGAGAAGUGCACGAUUUAAUACAUACAUUACUAGGAAUGCCUACUAAUAUGCUCGGAGAAGUAGCUGUUAAAGUUUUCGAGGCUGCUCAGACGGGUCUGCCCAUGUGCAUUAUGGGAGCCGUCCUUGGUCCGCUUCGGCUAUCAAAGAGUCACAUGCAGAAGCUGGUGCAGUCUCUCGGGCCGUGGGCUCUGCGAAACGGCAGUCGCGCACGCUGCCUGUUGAGCGUUUUCUACGAGCGCCACUGGGAUCAGAACCUGGAGGAACUCCGAAAGGAGCUGAACAUCGAGCCGCCACCCCUCAUCAUGCCAGCAAAGAGCAAGAAAGCAGCCUCCUAGCAGGAUUUCUCUAUUAAUGACGGAAAGAUUACUGUUUGAGAAGAGGAUCGUGGGCGUGAUUAAUGCUGUGAUUAUUUUAUCUCACUCAGAGAGUGUUUAUAUGAUGUGAGUUGGAUUAAAGUGAUCGGGUGAUUGCAGUGCCUUGGUACUAAUAGUGCAAGAAUUUUCAGCACGACGGGAAAAAUCAACUAGCUUUGGGUACAAAUGGUUCAUUGUGCAUGUGCACGUGAGGACUGUUUCAGGUGGAAGAGAGAAAUGAGAAGCUGUGGUUAGGUGUGCUAGACUGUAAGGUCUGAGUUUGUGGAUUCUACAUACUGUAUUGCUGCAUUAUUGGAAUGUUGGGUAAAAGUCCAUCAAAUCUCUUGUCUGACUCACCAUGAGACUUUUUGUACUGUGAAAUUUCCUUACUCACUUACCGAAAAUUUCACACAUUUACUGUUGCAACAGGAUCAGUGUCUGCCUUUGGCAGUUACAUCCCAAUGCUUUAGACAUUUCCUGUUUCCUGACAAAUAUACAUCUUUGUGCUUUCCCAUAAUCAACACUCAUACUCAGGAAAUGUUGGAGCCAUAUGUCUGUGAAUAGUCUAGUUUAGCCCCCCGUCACAUAUUAUGCUGAGAUACUGGAAUAAAACACAAUGAGUGAUAUUCACUGUAGCCACAGCUUUUAUAUAUAUGAACAGUGUGAUUAAGUACGAUUAGCAAGAGUUGCUUAAAGGUGCAUUAGGUAAGAUUAGUAGAACAAAAAGUCUCUCACGGUUUAAAUGGGUUGGGUUGAAUAGGAACUAAAUGCUCAAACUUUUUGCCCCAUUUUCAACCAUGUACACACACCUGUACCCCAAAACUGGAGUUAAAUCACUGCAUGCUAACUAGAGUUAUCGUUAGCAAGGGCUGUUAAUAAACAGAUUACAACUCAAUUAACCUCAGAUUCUCAUUACGAUUGAGGAGGGUGUAAAGGGUCGUUGGGGUGUGUCUAAAAACGAAACGACUGACAUGAUGCUAAUUCAAUUAGAAACAUAUUUUUCUGGACCAGAAAUCAGGGUAAUAAAGUGGGGUGUUUUUUUUUUUUUUCCAUCUAAGUAAUGUAUUUGUUCUGAGAUAAUGGAAUAAAGUAUUUUUUAGCAUUUCUGUAUAAAUGUUCCAAUUA
This is a messenger RNA of Hemibagrus wyckioides, 2041 nucleotides long. RefSeq names its product coenzyme Q4 homolog (S. cerevisiae) (gene coq4). Gene Ontology annotation, biological process: ubiquinone biosynthetic process. The record is from RefSeq and is a predicted model, not a curated record. The transcript is spliced from 7 exons. NCBI's taxonomy places the organism in Eukaryota, Metazoa, Chordata, Actinopteri, Siluriformes, Bagridae. Bases 95 to 898 code for a protein of 267 amino acids. Gene Ontology annotation, cellular component: mitochondrion; mitochondrial inner membrane.